UGAAACAUUUACAGUGCUGGUUGAAAGUUUGUUUAGAAAUGUCUAUACUGUAUUUCUGCUAGAAUGUGACCCAAAACAUGUCCUAAAAAGUCAUAAAAAAUAAAAAUAAAAAUGCAACUUCUUCGCAGUUAGCUUUUCUUGCUAGGAAACUUACCUCACUAGCUAACAAGACAGUCACGGAUCGAGAGCACGAUCGUGAAACUAAAAUAUCUUAAAUAACACAAAAUGUAAAAUACAAUUGUGCUUGGAUUGAAAAUAAAUACAAAUAAUAUAUAUAAAGUACAUAUCAGUUUUUUAAUGUAUUGCUAAACAGCUUAUUUCCAUGUAACAUUAUCACCAUCACCAUCAUCUAUUAUCACCUACUAUUUUCCUGCUGGCUACUUUCCAAAAUAUUCAAAGAUGUGAACGAAACUGCGAAUAAAAUGAUUGAAAACAAGCAACGUGAUCGCUUUAUUUUAAAACGUUUCUUCUAUCAACGGCACUAUUUUAGUCAUUAUCUAUAAAAUAUGUUUGCAAUGAAAGUUACAGCUACUCACGACAAAAGAAACACCUACAUUGUCCACCAUGCGGUCAAUGACUUUUCCGAACGUAUACUUAUCCAUCAUUAUUGGUGUCUUUAGUGAAAAUGAUAUAUUAUUGGCUGGUAGUUAUUAGCUAGUUAGGUAUAUUUAGCCUUUACGCUACAUCACUACAGGGAAAAAACAGCUCUGGCAGAACACAUUGCAUCAUGUUCAAUAAACAAUUAGCGUUAAGGGACACUCGACAGAACACAAACACAGACUCACAGUCAUUACAAGCAAUAUGCGACAUGCCUGUUUAUCCGUACAAGAUUUAGCAGAAUUUAGGCUUUUUAAAUAUCUUCCACCGUGAGCUGAUCUUCAUAUAAACUUUUGCCUGCGUAAAUCUCUAUUUUUGUAUGUUUGCAUCCACAUGUUAGGCUUCAUCUCACCACACCAUGGAGCAUGUUCUGGAAAUCAUGGACAUAUAAGAUGACUAUGAUGACUCUGUGACGAGAUUUUGUUGCAUUCUCAGCAAGAUCUUAUGCUCCUUAACAUUAAGUUCCAGGUUUGUUCACAUGUGGUUUAGAGUACACAGACUUCUUACCAUGCUGAGUAACAACAAGGGAUGGAAGCAGAUUGGACAUAUGUAAAGUGCCACUCCUGGUGUUUGUGCUUUGAGCGUUUCGGCCCCCCACGGGCUCGGACAUGCAGCGAGGCCGGAAUGCUUGCGCCGUGGAGUUCUUUGGAGCCACGCUGGUCAAGGUGCGUCUCAGGAUGCGUCUUUUGGGCCCUCCUGGAAGUGGAGGGACAGAAACAGAUGUGUUUGUGUUCGCAUCAGAUAGUUCUUGUAACACUUUAUCCAUGUUGCUCCGAGACUCCUGUCUAAGCAGGGUUAACUCAUCGGCCACUUCCUUCCUCAGACCGUCUAUGCUGUUCAGAAUCUGCUUGAGAAGAAUCACACACUCAUCCUUUUUGCUCUCCUCCGUUGUCUGCUCAUUCUCCAACUCCUCUGACGUCUCUUCCCUGAUUUCCUGAGUUUCUUCGACCUCCGUCCUAGGUGAGUUGUCCUCCAAGCCAUCUUGUUCCAUUUUGGUCCUGUCCAGAUGCCUGGUGACUUGCUGCACCAGCUGUAGCAUUCCCAUCUUGCUCGCCUCGUGACAUGACUGCGCUCGAAUCUGAUUUCUCACUAGAGAGAAAACAGACUGUACUCUUCCUGGUUUGUACAUGGAAGCAGACUGUUCCUCACUGUCUACCUUCAUCUGGUCAAGUUCGAGAGCAAGAAUAGCAGUGACGUUGCCUUCUUUCCCAACUUGUACCCUUUCCUCACCUUCAACUUCUCCUCUGCUAUUUUCCUCCACUUGUACUUCGAGCUGAUCAGGGACGGUCGUCAGUUCGUUCUCGGCCGUCCUUUCACCCAUGAUGAGUUGUUCUAUAUCUUUUUAUUCUCUCCGCGUACUUUUGAGUUGCUCACUGAUCCCUUUCUUCUUCCCGAGUGUCUUUGUGAUAGCGUGAAAACUGAUGGAGUAACCAAACAGGGACUUAUUCCCCACAGAGAUGCCACCUAACCAACACACUUCUAAGAAGCUUACAAACUCUUCUCAGGGGAAAUACAUCAUUACCUAAUGCACUUCAAGGUUAAUUCCCCUCAAAUACACAUUUCAACUCCAGACCUUUCAAUUUGACCUCUAAGGACAACAUAAAGAGCUGUGCUACAUUCUACUCUCUGUAGACCAUGGUGUCAUUAUCUUUUCUGCAUCAGAACUAAGAUCUCUGUUUGCUUUUAUACUCGAUCGCUGAGAUUACGAUGGAAUGAGAUUACUGCCAGAGUGAUGCUGGGUUAUUAAGUUCACAUGCAGAAUUCAACCAGUGUAACACCAUAUUGAAAGAAGUGCACUUAAUAACCGCUUAUAAUGAAGUCCCAUGAUACACAAGGGUACAAACGCUCCUGGGAAUAACAUUGAGGAAUAGGGGGAGAAAAAAGAGAUCAGGUGGAGCAGAAUGCGAGACAUUAUAGACAAUUAGACUGUAUAGACACUCUGAAAAACAACAGAAAACACACAUAUGGAGCUGAAGAGUGGCGUGACUGGGAGGAGUGUGUCUGCAGAAUGACUUUGCACUUUCUGCAUCUGCUAUCUGUGAUCCUCCAAAAACCUCUUCAUGUUCGUAAUCUGUGAAGUCGAACGUAUUACGAGUGCGAACACAACGAACGAAGCAGUCGUGCAUUCUGAGAAGAAAGUUGCCAGAAUAAGUUACGUGUUGAAGGGUAACUCGUAUCUUAUAUCUUUUAUAGUCCACAUCAUCACGAAGCAAAAAGGAGAAAAUCCAGCCAGCCAAUGAGAAACCAGAACAGCUGCACCUCCUCUUUUCUCUGUGCUCCAUAUGGGCAAACAGCUGGAUGUCCAUAAAAACCCAUGUAAAAGCUGCUACUGACGUAAAAAGAGAGAUGCCGUGCUUAUACAAUAUCCAUGCUUUUUUAAUCAAAAUGCCAUCUCUCUUUACUUAUUUUCAAACACGUAGGCUGAAAAGUAUCAUCAAAUUUCAAGAUACACAUGCAGACGCUUCCUUAACGUCCUCCGUAAUCUUUGCCUCUUUAAUAUAUAGCAUAUAAUCCGAUGAUGACAAACACGUAACGAAGAUCGACAUGUUUUAGAUUUCAGGGAUAGAUCUAAAUGUUUAUUGCUUUAAAAUAUAGAUACUUUUUGAGUCACCCAACAUUAAUAUGUAUGUUUUUACAUCCAAAUAUCGUGGUCAGGGUAGUAAUUGAGCUGUUAUAUGAUCUCUGGGAUAUGACCCGCCCUCUCUGCUCUCUGAGGCAGAGCUAUGAGAUCCUCCCUCUGUUUAUAUUUGGGACCAGAACACAAAUUUCACCUGAAAUCUCAGGAGCUGCAGAACAUUAAAAUGACUUCCUACACGGAUAAAGGUGAAAAACACGAGCAGGGCAAGUUCAUCUGCUUCGACCACCUCACUUUCUGGGUGGGAAAUGCUAAGCAGGCCGCUUCCUUUUACUGCAACAAGCUUGGAUUUGAGCCUCUGGCAUACCGCGGUCUGGAGACAGGCAGCCGUGAUGUCGUCUCUCACGUGGUCAAGCAGGGAAAGAUUAUUUAUGUCUUCUCCUCUGCACUCAAUCCUGGUAACAAAGAGAUGGGGGAGCACUUGGUGAAACACGGAGAUGGAGUCAAAGACGUGGCCUUCACUGUAGAGGACUGUGAUUUCCUCGUGCAGAAAGCCAGAGAGCGAGGUGCCAUCAUCCUCAAGGAACCUCAUGUGCUGGAGGAUGAGUUUGGCAGCGUGAAAUUGGCCGUGCUGCAGACAUAUGGAGACACGACUCACACACUGGUGGAAAGAAACGGAUAUACAGGACUUUUUCUCCCAGGAUUCCACACUCCACUCUUCCGUGAUCCACUCCUGGAUCAGCUGCCGUGCGGACAUCUAGAUUUUAUCGAUCAUGUGGUGGGAAACCAGCCCGAUAACGAGAUGUUGAAUGUGGUGGAAUGGUACCAGAAGAACCUCCUGUUCCACCGAUUCUGGUCUGUAGAUGACAAACAGCUUCAGACGGAGUUCAGCGCCCUGCGCUCCAUCGUGGUCGCUAACUACGAAGAGACGGUGAAGAUGCCUAUCAAUGAGCCUGCCAUUGGUAAACGCAAGUCCCAGAUCCAGGAGUAUGUGGAAUAUUACGAUGGUCCUGGAGUUCAGCACAUUGCCAUGAACACCUCAGACAUUAUCAAAGCUAUCCGUAAUCUAAAGGAGCGUGGCAUGGAGUUCAUGUCUGUGCCAAAUACCUACUACGAGCAGCUCCAUGAGAACCUAAAAAACUCGAAGGUCAAAAUCAACGAGGACCUCAGCACUUUAGAGGAGCUGCAAAUUUUGGUGGACUACGACGAUAACGGUUACCUCCUCCAGAUCUUCACCAAGCCGGUUCAGGAUCGGCCCACCGUGUUCCUGGAGGUCAUCCAGAGGAACAACCACCAGGGCUUCGGUGCUGGAAACUUCAAGUCUCUUUUUGAGGCAAUUGAGGCAGACCAGCAUGCCAGAGGGAACCUCACUGUCCUCAUGCCCAAUGGGACAUCUGUGGAAAUCUAACCCAGGACUUGUUUACCAGCAAAUCCAAUCAUCUUUUUUGU
This is a messenger RNA of Tachysurus fulvidraco (yellow catfish), 4621 nucleotides long. RefSeq names its product 4-hydroxyphenylpyruvate dioxygenase b (gene hpdb). The transcript is spliced from 14 exons. Gene Ontology annotation, molecular function: 4-hydroxyphenylpyruvate dioxygenase activity. The coding region runs from base 3321 to 4580 and encodes 419 amino acids. Gene Ontology annotation, cellular component: Golgi membrane; endoplasmic reticulum membrane. NCBI's taxonomy places the organism in Eukaryota, Metazoa, Chordata, Actinopteri, Siluriformes, Bagridae. The record is from RefSeq and is a predicted model, not a curated record. Gene Ontology annotation, biological process: L-tyrosine catabolic process.